This is a messenger RNA of Exserohilum turcica Et28A, 2094 nucleotides long. RefSeq lists its product as uncharacterized. The record is from RefSeq and is a predicted model, not a curated record. The transcript has 2 exons. The coding region runs from base 100 to 1743 and encodes 547 amino acids. NCBI's taxonomy places the organism in Eukaryota, Fungi, Ascomycota, Dothideomycetes, Pleosporales, Pleosporaceae.
CCCUCUCUCUUUAUAUAUCUGACACGGCUUCUUCCCCUCGCAGGCUACGAGUGGAACCGCUCUUCGCCGCUGCGAUCGUCGCCCGACACAUCGUCUUCCAUGUAUCCCGACCGGCCCAUUCGCCCUCUACCGAGUCGCUCUCUACGCGCCCGCCUGUCUCCCGAGCAGGCGGAGACGAUUGUCUACCCGCAAAACCCGCCGCCCACGGGCCCGCUCUUCAACUUUCCCUACAUGGCGGAUGAGCGGGUGCGCCCUCACAGAACAGGCACCAAUGACCACCAUGCCUGCCACUGUGGCCACACGCAUUCCGAGGUAGAGAGCGAGGAGGAAGAGGACGACCGAAAUGGCCCGCUGCCUGCGUCGCCGAGCUUUCAGUACAGCAGGCACCCGUCUGGGAAGCCUGCAGCCGGCGCUACGGGUGCCUAUCGCAAGCCAGGUUCGCCGUCGUCUUCGGUGGACGGCUAUGAGUCGUUUGAGAACACCAACAACAAGAAGAAGCGCAAGAUCCCCAACAUGGGCAGCAACGGUUCCCAUCACGCGACUCUUUCGGCGGACCUGGCCAGCAUGGGCGUGGCACACGCCCAAGAGGCAGGCACAACGGACGAUGUUGAAGGCGAUGGUGUUGCGCGCUACUACGGCUCGGCGCCGUCUACACCCCAGCAUAAUACAAAUUCAGGAACUGGCAUCUCGGGCGCAGGCAGAGGACGCUUCGGUCGCUCUGGCUCGGGACGAUCAGAGAGGCGCGCGCUAGCCACCUCUUCGACGCUCGCCAACGCCAAAGCGAACAGUAAACGUCCCCCGGAGCAAAGCGGCAUCAUCUCUACUGCCAUCGCAAACGCUGCAGCCACCCCGCCGCCCCACGGCAACGAGAACGUGAGCCUCUUGCAGCAGGAGGCUGCCAAGAACAGUGCAAAUAAGACGCAGUUUACUUUUACUUGCGGCUCUGACUCGGCGAAUAAAAUGGUCUGGCCCGGCCAGGAAAACGGCCAGUAUCCCCAUCCCCCGGGUGCAUACCCCAACACGGCCGUCAACCAACCCCACUCGCAAGCCGUUCGCGCCCGCCCACCUGUCCGCUCUGAUGCUCCAAUGGUGUCUACGCAGGGCACGCAGACCAGCCCCAAUAUGAAUGAGGCCGGUACAUACCCUCCCCCGCCCCUUCCCAAUGGCACUGCACGGCGACCGACGGUACCCCCGCCACCACAGCAAGCUCCGCCGCCGCGAAAACCCCGCCGUAGCGCCUCGAAGCUUUACGAGUACGCCGCACGCAAGCGCCGCAUUCAGCAAGAAUACGCAAACUUUCACAACCCACCCACGCAGCCAUGGAUAUGCGAGUUCUGCGAGUACGAGGAUAUUUUUGGUCACCCCCCAAUGGCUCUUAUCCGCCAGUACGAGAUCAAGGACAGGAAGGAGCGCAAGCGUCUGGCGGAGAAGCGUCGUCUGUUAGAGAAGGCUAGGAUGAAGGGACGCAAGGGCAAGAAGGCGAGCAAAAAGGCACAGAACAAUGCAAACAACGCUCAGCACAACCAGAACCCUCCACCAGGUGGAUAUGACCGACGCGACGACGAGGGCUCCUUGGACCCGCAGGACGAGUACUAUGACGAUGACUACGACGAACCCAUCUCGACGUGUCCACACGGUUGCCAACACCACCCGCAUCCUACUCAUCCACCCCCGCAAAAGGUUCCGGGCUUGCCUCCUGGAGACCCCCGCGUGGGAGGGCCGCCUGUGACGAAUGGCGCCUAACAAGUGGACGAGGCGGGGUGGGCCGUCUGUGUUCUUGCAUUAUGUCUUGUUUUCCUGUCUUUUCGCGUCGCCUUUAUGCUUGGGGUUAUUGCAGCAGUGGGUCGGAUAUCGAGGUGUGGCUUAAAAAGAAUCUUCGAGGUGAAGGGUGGUUGAGCACAUGGGAUAUCAUCUUCUCUUUGGAACCCCACAACUGGAUAGCGCCAACGACACCACUCGGAUGACCCCAGCAUGAGGCGCACCUUUUUCCCCUCUUGUUUGUUUUCUAGCGUUCUAGCAUUGUUUCCAGCAUUUCCCCGGAGCCCCUGCACAUUCGGUCGUUUCCGACUCUGCAUCACAAACGAUUACGACAUU